AUGGAAGACAAAGUUGCGAAUAUUGGAAAGGCAAAGGAUUUGUUAGUGACAAUCAACAUUGACCGGAAUGUCUACCCGGUACAACAGCCGUGUCGACGACUACCAAUACCGUUGCAGAAGACUGUUGACGGGGAAAUCCAAAAGCUCCUCGAACAAGGCAUCAUUGAACCAGCUACAGGUAAGAUCACUUGGGCUUCUCCUUUGGUUGUCACACCCAAAGACGGAGGGCGUCGGGUGCGUUUAUGCGUGGAUAUGCGCAAGGCAAAUACAGCGAUCAUUCCACAACGACACCCCUUGCCUACUUUCGAGGAAUUGAUGCCAUAUUUGAACGGAUGUAAAUAUUUCUCCAAGAUCGAUUUGAACCAAGCUUUUCACCAGCUGGAACUCACCCAUGAGUCGCGAGAAAUCACAACAUUCGUCACCUCUAAGGGGUACUUUCGUUUCAAAAGAUUAAUGUUUGGAAUGAAUUGCGCGGCUGAGAUUUUCCAGCGAGAGCUUGAAAAGAUCCUUAAGGGCUUGGAAGGAGUUGUGCAUUUCAUCGACGACAUUUUAGUUUCUGGGCGUACGAAAACUGAGCAUGACCGAAGAGUAGCUGCGGUAAGAAAGCGACUAAGAGAUCAUGGAUUAACCGUGAACGAAGGAAAGUGUCAGUGGGGACAAAAGAGAGUGACGUUUCUAGGACACGAGCUUUCUGAGGAUGGUAUCUUGCCAACGGAGCAGAAAAUUAGUGCAGUAAAAUCGUUCAGGCGUCCAGAAACAGCAGAAGAGGUGCGUAGCUUUUUAGGGCUCGCUAACUAUGUGGGAAAAUUCAUCCCUCAUCUAUCCACUAUCAGUGCACCACUGCGUGCAAUAAUACGAAAAGGAGUUCACUUCCAAUGGACUAAGGAAGCAAACAAAUCAUUCGUCGAGAUUAAGGAUGCUCUGUCCAACCCGCGGCAUCUUGGAUUCUACAAUGCGGACAGCGAUACCACAUUAGUUGUUGAUGCAAGUGCGACAGGUCUUGGGGCGGUGUUACUGCAAAGCGACAAUGACAAACGACGAGUGAUCAGUUAUGCUAGUAAGAGUUUGUCAAGAACGGAGCAGAAGUAUUCGGUGCUAGACAAAGAAGCGAUGGCGAUCUACUGGGGAAUCGGACGUUUCGAAAUGUACUUGAGAGGAAAAUAUUUCACCGUGAUCACCGAUCAUAAGCCGCUGGUGAGAAUAUUCGCCACCGAUUCAGCUCCUAAUGCACGACAGCAAAGAUGGGUUCUGCAACUACAGGGAUAUAGUUUUAAGUUGGUGUAUGCUGCUGGGAAAAGCAACAUAGCCGAUCCGUUGUCCCGAUUAGCUCAAGACGAUGGCUGUCGUAGUAAUGACCGUGACUGUGAAAGUGAUCUAUGUGCCACGAUUGAAAGUGCCUUACCAUCCACGAUGUCAAUGACAGAAGUUAUCCAACACUCAGAAAAUGAUGCCGAGUUCCGGAAAGUUCGCGAUGCAAUCAACGCUGGAAAAUGGAGUUGUGAACUAAAGCAGUACUUGCCGUUCCAAAAUGAGCUGUGCUGUGUGAAUCAAGUUAUUUUGCGACUAAACAAAAUAGUAGUUCCUGAGAGUCUCCGUGGAAGGAUUUUGGAUCUUGCUCAUAGUGGUCACCCAGGCAGCAAUAAAAUGAAGCGGCGACUGCGAGCAUCCGUAUGGUGGCCGGGAAUAGACAAGGAUGUGGAGCAGAGAUGUAAGAAGUGUAUCGAAUGCCUAGCCGUUGGAACGGGUUCUAAUCCGGAACCACUGCAGAUUCGAACAAUGCCUUCGAAGCCAUGGAGCCACCUGAGUGCAGAUUUUCUUGGACCACUUCCGAGUGGAAGAUUCCUAUUCGUACUGGUAGAUUACUACAGCCGAUAUUGUGUGGUGGAAAUAAUGUCCACUACGACUUCCGCAGCCGUUAUACAGCGUUUGGAGCGUAUAUUCACUCGACUCGGACUACCCGAUGUACUGACUACGGACAACGCAGCCAAUUUCUGCAGUCAGGAGUUUAAGGAUUUUUGCGUCGAUAACGGGAUCAAGCUUGCCCACACUACACCGUACUGGCCGGCUGCAAAUGGUGAAGUAGAGCGGCAGAACCGCUCGAUUUUGAAGGUUUUGAAAAUCGGACAGAUGAAAGGAGAAACGCUGGAGCGAUGUCUGCAAGAAUACCUAUAUAUGUACACGGUCACACCUCAUUCCGUGACCGGUGUAUCACCAGCGGAGUUGAUGUUUGGGAGAAGGUUCAGAGAUAAAUUCCCACAAAUAAGUGAAGACCCGAUAUUAGAAGACGAGAUUAAAGAUCGGGACCUGAUGCAUAAGUAUCAAGCCAAAUUGUAUCGUGACAAAAGAGUGAAUGCACAAGAAUCGAAUAUCGGAAUUGGAGACCAGGUGUUAAUGAAGCAGCAACACAGAAUGAACAAGCUUGCUCCAAACUUUCAUCCUGAACCAGCUGUGGUAAUCGACAGAAAUGGAAGCAACGUAAUAGUCCAAACAGAAAAAGGUGAGAUUUAUCGGCGAAAUUCUUCACACCUCAAAAGGAUUCCGCAAGACUCGAUCGACCAGAGUGGUUCGGUCAAGGGUUCGGUGGAUAUACAGCAAGGAUCCAGCUCGUCAAAUUCCAGCAAGUAUGGCCGAGUAUCAUCAGCAACCACAUGCACCUCUAUACAAAAGAACCAUUUACCAGAAUCUGCUGAAGCAGGCGAGGAGGAUACGGAGAACAUUCUAACUCGUUCAACAGAGCUGACGGGUAGUACAGUCCGACCCAGACGUCAAUCAAAGGUUCCGGUAAAGUAUAAAGAUUAUGAGAUGUAA
Messenger RNA from Ochlerotatus camptorhynchus, 2808 nucleotides. RefSeq lists its product as uncharacterized. The record is from RefSeq and is a predicted model, not a curated record. Gene Ontology annotation, biological process: DNA integration. Gene Ontology annotation, molecular function: nucleic acid binding. The transcript has a single exon. NCBI's taxonomy places the organism in Eukaryota, Metazoa, Arthropoda, Insecta, Diptera, Culicidae. Bases 1 to 2808 code for a protein of 935 amino acids.